Molecule: messenger RNA, 3638 nt
Organism: Cuscuta campestris
Lineage: Eukaryota; Viridiplantae; Streptophyta; Magnoliopsida; Solanales; Convolvulaceae
Source: the annotation of a GenBank genome assembly
GUCCCCAAUUGCUCAAUCUUCCCAAUCGACGCGCAAAGUGAACCGCCACACGCCUGAAUCGUCUUCUUCUUCAUCGGAUCUGGUCACAAUUGGGACAGAUCUGCGACUCGCCUUAGUCGAUUCAAGAAAGAGGGGACUGUGAAUCUGCGAUUAACGAAAGAGGGGAGCGUGACAUAGCAUAGUACUUCUUGAAGAAUGUCUGUCUCUAUGGCUUGGGAACACUGCACGAAGCUCAAACCAAACUCGAGUAAUGAUUUAGGAUGCAAUUUUUGUGGUCGUAUAAGCAAUGGUGGGAUUAGAAGAUUUAAACAACAUUUGAUCGAAGGGCAUCGUAACACAGUAGAAUGUCCUACUGUUCUAGAAGGGUUGAAGACAAGUCUCCGAGACUUGGUUUUGAAAGAGGCGGGAUCGAGCAUCAACUAGUAAUCCAAUAGUUCAAGAAGUUGACGAAGAUGAGAUAUUACCAUUUUAUAUUCAUAUCUUAAAUUUUGAGACUAUAUUUUAAGUUUGAAUUACUUCUGUCUUUUGCUUAAGUUGUUUUACUACUAGCACCUUGGAUCGUUUUGGAUUUGGAAUAACUUCUUAUUUGUGUUUUUAUUUCUAACAUGACUAUUUAGGUCAAGUAUUCUACUGUUUUUUAUUGAAUUCAAGUCUUAUACUGACCUUCUUCUGUCUCUAACACUUUCCUUCUUCUAUCUCUAACAUAUACCUAUGUAAAUCUUAGUUAUGUUGUGUGACUAGUGUCCCGUGGCAACGCCAUAUUUGCGCCAUCGCCAUCGCCAUGAAUGUCGCCAUGCGCCAUGACAACUAUGGUUGUGAUGAUGAACUCAACACUCAUGAUGUUCGAUUACAAAAAGAGCUUAAAGAGUUGCGUCAUGCUCAAGAAGCGGAGCAUUUAGCUCAUGAGGAGGAGCAUCGUGCACAAAAAGAAAAAAUUGAACACAUGGAGAAAUCAAUGGAGCUUAUAGUAUCACGUCUUGCAGCUAUUGAGGGUCCAAAAAAAAGCGUCGUCCUCAUCAUUCUGACAAGAGUGCUCAUGGCUUUCAAGAAAAUCCUCAAUAGAGCGCUUCUCCAAGAUAAAAAGAUGGAAGUAGCUCUUCUGUCUGCGAAAGCCCAAAUUGUGAAAAGUUCCGACAACUCCUACCGAAUUGAAAUUUUGGAUUCUCUAGUUCAGGGCCUCUGUGUGACAGAACCUGAAAUUCCGUGUUCUGUUCUGCGGUAUUGUUUGAGAAUUGACGGUAUUAUGCCUUCUUCUAGUACUAUUUACCUGUUGCUCUAUCGUGUUUGCUCUCUUGGAAUGAUCGAUGGGGCUAUUCAGGUGUUAGAGCUGAUGAGUGAUAAGAGAAUGAAGUACCCUUUUGAUAAUUUUGUGUGUAGUUUUGUAAUUUGUGCUUUUAUAUGCUUUGGCAAGCCUGAACUUGCUGUAAGAUUCUAUGAUAAUGCUGUAAACUCGGGUUCUUUGAAGCCUAAUGUUUACACUUGUACUUCUGUAAUGAGUGCGUACUGUAGAUUAGGUAGAAUCAGUGACGUCUGGAGUUUGGUUGAAGUGAUGGGGAUAGAUGGCUUAGCCCCUGAUGUUGUGUUUUACAGUAACUGGAUGUAUGGGUACUUUAGGGAAGGAAGGGUUCAGGAUGCUCUAGAGAGAUACACCAAAAUGGUUGAGGGAAACAUUACAUUGGACACAGUCAGUUAUACAAUACUUAUAGAUGGGUUUUCAAAGGAAGGGUUGGUGGAGAAAGCAGUAGGGUUCUUGUACAAGAUGAGAAAGGAUGGUUUAAACCCCAAUUUGGUCACUUAUACUGCAGUUUUGCAAGGAUUUUGCAUGAAGGGAAAAUUGGAUGAGGCAUUUUCAGUGCUCAAGUUGGUUGAAAAUCAAGGGUUUCAAAUGGAUGAGUUUCCCUAUGUUAUUCUUAUUGAUAGGGUGUGUAGGGAAGGUGAUUUUCACGGUGCUUUUGAGCUGCUGGGUGAAAUGGAAAAGAAGGGUGUAAAGCCCGGUGUUGUUACAUACAAUGCCAUUAUCAAUGGAUUGUGCAAAGUGGGAAGGACAAGUGAUGCUGAUGAUCUUUCUAAGGGCAUAGUAGGUGAUGUUAUUACAUACAGUACAUUGUUACAUGGGUACAUCCGAGAGGGGAAUCUCAUGGGGAUAUUAGAGACCAGAAGGAGACUGGAGGCAGCUGAUGUAUGCCUAGAUGUUGUCAUGUGCAAUGUGUUGAUUAAAGGAUUGUUUUUGAUGGGUUUACUUGAGGAUGCCCGUUCUGUGUAUGAAGGAAUGCAAGAUUCAGGUUUGGAGGCAGAUGUUGGUACUUACUCCACCAUGAUUUAUGGAUAUUGCAAGGCUGACCGGAUAGAUCUUGCACUUCAGAUAUUUGAUGAAUUUCGGACGAAAUAUACUUCUUCAGCAUCACCAAAUUUUGACAAGUUUCAUAAAAAGGGCUCAGUCACUGUUGGGUUUUCUGGAGCAGUUUUAAAGGCCCUGACAAAAUAUGGCAAGGUUAUUGAUGCUUAUAGGCUUAUAACUGAAGCAGGAAAUAGUCUACCAGCCAUGGACGCGGUUGAUUAUACGAUUGUGAUUGAUGGCCUUUGCAAAGGAGGUCAAGUUCUCCGGGCACUACAUCUUUGUGAUUUUGCUAAGAGCAAGGGUGUUACUCUUAGUGUUGUCACAUACAACUGCAUUAUAAAUGGGCUGUGCCAUCAAGGUUUUCUUCUUGACGCAUUUCGGCUGUUUGAUUCCCUGGAGAAGACUAAUAUUUAUCCUUCAGAUAUCACAUAUGGGACACUCAUUGCUACUUUAUCAAAAGUUGGCCUUGUACAAGAUUGCAUUAUGUUGCUUGAGAAGAUGUUGCUCAAGAACAUUCCCGUAAAUAUCCAUAUUUAUAACUCCAUAAUUAGUGGGUAUAUUAAACUAGGUGAGGUACAGAAAGCUGUGGAGCUUCUCCGUGACGUGGAAACAAAUGGUUUCAAGCCAGAUGAAUUUACAGUCAGUGCAGUUAUUAAUGGAUACAGCCACAAAGGUGACAUGGAAGGAGCUCUUAGUUUUUUUGCUGAAUUUAAAGAUAAAAACAUAUUACCUGAUUAUUUAGGUUUUAUGUACUUGAUUAGAGGGCUAUGUGCUAAGGGAAGGAUGGAAGAAUCUAGAAGCAUUUUAAGAGAAAUGCUUCAAAGUGAACAUGUGAGCAAUAUACUUGACAGAGUGGAUGCUGGAACUGAAGCUGAGUCUGUACAAAAAAGGCUAAAUGAGCCAUAUGCUAGGAAAGCUUUGGAGAGCAUUGAAUUCAAGAAUAAUGUUUUGGAAAGAAAAUCGUGCAGCGAAGGGGAAUUAGAAACAGAUUUCGAAAAUGAUUCGCGCUCAGAUCGGAGUAAUAUCUUCCAUCCGGAGAACUUUGAUGCUUACUAUUCUUUGAUUGCGUUGCAUUGUUCUAAGGGGGAGCUCAGUAAAGCAAAUGUACUUGCAAAAUGCAUCAUGAGUUCCUCGUAGGAAAUUUAUACUUACAGCAAAAUGUAUUGUCUACCUUUGCUAGGCCACAAGUAUUGGCACUUCGUCUGUUGCACAAAUGUGGCAGGCUAUCAUGACUCAUGUGCACACUUUUGUUAUUUUCUGGGUUUUACUUCAAACCAAAUCUACCGCUACAAAUUCAGAG